Cyclospora cayetanensis is the source of this 1986-nucleotide messenger RNA. RefSeq lists its product as uncharacterized. Bases 1 to 1986 code for a protein of 661 amino acids. The transcript has 4 exons. The record is from RefSeq and is a predicted model, not a curated record. NCBI's taxonomy places the organism in Eukaryota, Apicomplexa, Conoidasida, Eucoccidiorida, Eimeriidae.
AUGCGGCCUCUGCCUCUAGCAUUUCCUACAGCCUCUUGGUCUUCGUACUACCCUAGCGACUUAGAGAACAGCUAUGAUGACGUGUCCUCCAAGUCCUAUCAGUUCGGUAGCUACUCUCAUUCUUAUGAGUCACCAUCCCAAGGCUCUUCGGAGAGCUCUCAAACGGCUACAUUCCCCAGGCUCGCUACCGCCCUAUCGCUCCCAGCCAGCGUGGCGCCCGAUACGUGUUGGCCAGAGGGCAGUCGAACACAGCUCAAGGUACGCCGCAGCUUCUGGAAGAGCCCAAAACCUUGGAAGUGUGCUGGAGGUAGAGAAAGACGCAACACCACACGAGCCAAUGCGCUCCUGUACCUAGCAUUGACGGAACCGGCACUCUCUACAUCGGCGCUAUUGGUGACCCAGCAAAGAAAUCCUCGAAGUAUUGCACCACCCCCUGUCAAAUCAAAGGAAGCCUCGAAUUCAAACGCUUUCUCGUUGUUUUCACUUCUCUGUUUUGCAUGCAUCAUGGUCUUCCUAUCGCUGGCUCUUGGGAUCGCCGUCGGAUGUGCACUUGUGAGAUCGCGACCGUCUAUGGGAGCGGUAACUCUAGCUGUUUUACCCCUGAGCAGUCUAGAGGCCAGUGUAGUACAGGAGUCUCAAGAUAUAUUUGGUGCUAACGGCAUGUCUGCAUCUGCGUCAGGAGAUGCCGCAGUACACACCACUGACAGUGAAGCAGCUUCCAAGCAAGGGCAGCCCGAACAGCUGACUGAAAUGCGCCCCAGUACUUCUGAUAGCGACCCUCAGAAGAACGUAAGCAACGGACUGGCCACAUUCGUCUUGGAGGUGCUUCAUACCCAGCCAAAAGCUCAUGAGCCCUUCGCUGUGCUUAGAGGUGCUUUCGGUGGGACGGAGUCAGGUGUCUCCAUCCUGGAAUAUAUUCCAGCCCCACUAGCGGGGAUAAGACCAGAAGACGCGUGUUUCACUCCAUAUUCGACUGGGUUCGACAAAGUGCUUCCCACCUCUCAGACCGCGGAUCCUGAGGCUUCCCUUGUCGCUGGAGAAGAGUUUGAGGGUACAGGAAAACGCCAUGAACUAGAAGGGGAUUUAGCCUCGCCCUUUACGGUAAAGCCUCUAGAUGCCGUCGCCACGACGGCUACGGCGCCAGGCGGAAUGGCCAGCUUGGAACACCUCGGACCUCCAUUUGAAGCACUGCCAGAUCUGCAAGACCUCGUUGGCGGAUCUAUGGUGGCGUCAUUCCGCCGCAGUCCAGACCACACCUUGCAAGAGCUUCUACAUGUGUCGGCAGGAGAAUCUGCCAAGAUGCUGAUGAUCCGGGGCUCCUUUCUACCUCUGCAUGGAAACUCAAUCGUGGCUCACACACUUGCCCAGCUUUCCAGCGGAUCGAAUCCGAACGAACCAGGGAAUGCCGAGGCACAAACUCCUGGUGCUCGCCCUCUGCCUCCCCGUACACUUUCUAUGGCAGCAGACGGCAGCCGUGGGCAUCCAGUGCGAGGCCGUGGGGGAUUUGAGGGAGAAGCGAAUGAGGUACAAAUGACAAUUCCAGAUGGAGACGAUAUCGAUGGCCGACGUAACGACCAAAGGGCAACUACGUUGGGACUCAGUUCCACAGCAAGUUCUGAAAAGCCAUUAGGCUCUCCUUGCAUGCUAGGCAGCAAUCUGAAUUGCUCAUCGCAGCAAGCAUAUAAGGGGCCAGACGACGCAUCAUCAACAGGGACCAAAGGCCCGCAUUUAUUGGCCGUUGCAUUUCAUCCUGUAGUCGAUGCACAAGGUAAAGGGUUCCAUUCGAAGGAACUUUGGGUAAGCGUUCAUCACAGAGUCAGAUCUCGCCAGAUGUACGAAGAUCUAAUUCAGGACUGCCGACUGGGACGAGUGUACGUGCAACUAAGCGUUGCUCUAGCGUAUUACUCCCUAUUUUAUUGGAAAGAUGUGGAGAGCCACCGGUUUCUCCCACUUGCCAUAAACUGUGUUCUUAAGCCGAAGAUUUAA